Molecule: messenger RNA, 1772 nt
Organism: Ipomoea triloba (trilobed morning glory)
Lineage: Eukaryota; Viridiplantae; Streptophyta; Magnoliopsida; Solanales; Convolvulaceae
Product: ethylene-responsive transcription factor RAP2-4
Exons: 1
Coding region: 448-1428 (326 amino acids)
Biological process (GO): regulation of DNA-templated transcription
Molecular function (GO): DNA binding; DNA-binding transcription factor activity
Source: RefSeq, a predicted model, not a curated record
CUAUAUAAGCCAUAGCAAAUGAAGAGAUAAAACCCACAAAAGGUGAGGCUGAGAUAUAUAGAUAUACAGUGUGUUGGUUUUUCCUCACACUCGCACACACUUCACUAACACAACAAAAUCAUUUUCUUGAAAAAUUUCUCUGAUUUUUCUCUAAAUUUUCUUCUCUAAAUCCUUCCCCCCUCUCUGAAUCCCCCGCUUCUUUGAUCCCUUUCUGCAAAUCAUCUGCUUUUUUUGGAAAAACAGUCAGGUGUUUUCAGAAUCGAGAUCUGUUUUCUUUUAAAUUUUUUUUUUUUGUCUUUUUAGUUUUUUCUUCAUCUGAUCUGAUCUGCACGAGGGCUUAUUAGUUGUCCCUCAAAGGUUUGAUUUUUAUAACAAAAAGGGUUGUUAUUUGAAGACCCUCUUUUGAUUUUCUUGUUUUUUUUGUUGGAAUUUGAUUUUUGGUUAAAAAUGGCUACCACUAUUGAUAUGUGGAGUAGUUUAGGUGUAGAUUUUCAUUCUUCAGAGCCUUUUAAUGGCAGUGGAGAUCUCAUGGAUGCACUUGAGCCUUUUAUCAGUGCAUCUUCGUCUCCGUCUCCGUCGCCUUCUUUCUCUUCUUCUUCUUCUGAUGUGUUUUAUGGAUCUUAUGGGGGGUUUAAUGGUUAUUCGGGCUGUGGGGUUGGGCAGUCGGGCUUUAUCGGGCUUAACCCGUUGACGCCGUUACAAGUCCGUCAGAUUCAGACCCAAAUUAAUCUGCAGGCGCAACAAAUGAUGGGCUCCGCGCCGUUUCAGAGCCAGUGGCCGCAGCAGCCGCGCCGGAAUUUGAGCUUUUUGGCGCCGAGGCCGGUGCCGAUGAAGGUGGCGGCUAGCGCGCCGCCGAAGCCGACGAAGCUGUACAGAGGGGUGAGGCAGCGCCACUGGGGGAAAUGGGUGGCUGAGAUCCGUUUGCCCAAGAACCGGACCCGGCUCUGGCUGGGGACGUUUGAUACGGCUGAGGAGGCGGCGCUGGCUUACGACAAGGCGGCGUAUAAGCUCCGAGGCGAUACGGCUCGGCUCAACUUUCCUAAUCUCCGCCACAACGGCUCCCUCAUCGGCGGCGACUUCGGCGAGUACAAGCCGCUCCACUCCAACGUCGACGCCAAGCUGCAAGCCAUCUGCCAGAGCUUGGCUGAGAACAAGAGCCUCGACUCCAAGAAGUCCAAGCCGGCGGCUCCGCCGCAAAAGCCCAAGGAAGAAGCCGUGGAGGAUGACAAGAGCAGCGUGCCAGCCGAAGCCGGACCCGAAAGCUCCGGAUCGGAUUCUGGAUCGAGCGGGUCGGAUUCCGGUUCGGGCGGGUCAUCUCCCGUUUCGGAUCUAACGUUUCCGGAUUUCACGGACGAAGAGUCCACGUGGGACAUGUUCUCGGAGCUGCAAAAAUAUCCAUCUCAUGAGAUUGAUUGGGCAUCUCUAUAAUUAGUCUUUUAUUAUAUAUUUUUAGUUUUUCUUUAUUUUAAGGAAAAAAAGGAGUGGUCCAAGUCACAUGUGGUCACGUGAUGAUUGGUGUAGGGUGGGGCCGGCUGCAAGAAAUUUUUGAAAAUUGCAGGGAAGGCCUUAGCAUGUUGAUUAUUAUGGAGUCAGUCCUUGUAGUUAUUGUUAUUACUAGGAAGAUCCUCAACUGGCUAGCCAGUGGUUUUUGUCUUGGCUAGACCAGUGAAUUUUAUGUUUUUUUUUUUUGGUAGAAUUUGUGUUUAGGUUGUUGUCUAUAUUGUAUUUUAAUAUGAAUUUCGGUGUUAUAAUAAUUGUUCAGUUUGCUAUUC